Messenger RNA from Laetiporus sulphureus 93-53, 1302 nucleotides. Its product is annotated as FAS1 domain-containing protein. Gene Ontology annotation, cellular component: fungal-type vacuole membrane. Gene Ontology annotation, biological process: macroautophagy. The coding region runs from base 1 to 1302 and encodes 433 amino acids. The transcript has 5 exons. The record is from RefSeq and is a predicted model, not a curated record. Lineage: Eukaryota; Fungi; Basidiomycota; Agaricomycetes; Polyporales; Laetiporaceae.
AUGAAGUACUCCCUCCUUCCAUUGGCCCUAUUGGCCACCGUGCCCGCCGUCUUAGGGCAAAACGCGACCUUCCUUACUGGCUUUCGGAACGCUCUUGACGCUGCUAAUCUUACGUCAUUCGCCUCUGCAACCGAGGAGCUCAACACAACUGUUGCUGGGAGGGACAUCUUGGCUGCCAUUUCGAGCGGCCAACCCUUCCUUUUAUUCGCGCCCAACAACACUGCACUGGCAAAUGGCCCCUCGAAUUCCACCACGAACAUAACUGAUCUGCUCUCGUACCAUAUCGUGCCCGGAAACUUCAGCGGCGUGAAGACGACCUAUCCCAACAUCACGCUCGGCCGCACCCUCCUCAACGACUCGAGCCUUGUUCACCUCGAGGGCAAUAAGAGUCAGGUUGUUGCAUGGGCCACGUUUUUGGAUAACAAGACCCACGUCCUGAACCAGAAUAACAAUACGGAAGUCACCAACGUCACGACCUAUGGCAAUAUUACCGUCUACACCGUCACUUCCGUGCUCGAGUACCCCGGCACUUUUGAAGACCUUGUACUAUACGAUAACAUAUCGCUGACGGGGUUCAAUUCCACUCUUGGCAACAUCAGCAUACCGUACUACAAUUCGACCACGGGCUCGGAGAACGACACAGUGGUAUUUGACAUCAUCAGCGACCUACGGGGUUUCACCCUCUUUGCACCGAGUACCUGUGCGAUCGAGGAGCUGUUGGGCCAGUUGUUGGUCUUGGAGGACAACACCACGCUGCUCGAAAUUAUUUUAGAUAACCACUUCAUCAAUGGGACCUCGGUUUACUCUCCGCAGCUUGUCGGCGCGAACUACACGUCCGCCGGCGGCGAGAACUUAACGUUCAGUAUCAACGCGACGGGGCAGUAUGUCACCUCCGCCAACACGACCGCGCACAUCAUCCAGCCGGAUCUGCUUCUCUGGAACGGUGUCGUGCAUAUCAUUGAUCAGGUGCUCCUGAACACGAAGGAGAAUGCGACCAUCGCCAGCUCUGCUGCGGCGUCUGCGACAUCCGCCGCUGCGCAGAACGCAACCGCAUCCGUGACGGGCCCGAUUGGUUUCUCGCAGACUGCGUCACUCUCUGCCAAGAGCUCCGCCUCCGGUUCUAAAUCCAGCUCCGCCUCCAGCUCUGCAUCCAGCUCCGCUUCCAGCUCUGCCUCUAGCUCCGCGUCCAGCUCCAGCUCCGCCUCUAGCUCCCCCUCCAGCUCCACCUCGAGCUCCCCCUCCACUUCGGCCUCCACCUCCACCUCCAGCUCUACCUCCACCUCCGUCUCCAGCUCUGCCUAA